Molecule: messenger RNA, 1413 nt
Organism: Knipowitschia caucasica
Lineage: Eukaryota; Metazoa; Chordata; Actinopteri; Gobiiformes; Gobiidae
Source: the annotation of a GenBank genome assembly
AUGCAGUGCUCCAAGUCCAGCACUGACUACACCUCCAAGUACUUACAGGACACAAACUAUGACGGGACUCUGUGCCACAGCAUCCAGUACAGAUCUGGAGACAAGCGCUACAUGUUAGUGGGACCCAGAAUGAGCGUAGGCUCCACUAUAGUCCCAGGGAGCCAAGCCAACACACUAGUGCUGCCGGACAGGAGGAGGCCUUCUGAGGAGUGCGCUGUGGCUCAGAUCAGAUACUCUGUCCCGGAGGAGGUGAGGGACGGGACUGUUGUUGGAAAUGUCGCAAAGGAUCUUGGUCUGGAUGUGUCCUCUUUGCGUGAAAGACGGUUCCGUGUUGUUUCUGAAUCAAAUGAAGAUAUUUUUGCAGUAAACGCAGAUGACGGCGCUUUGUACGUCCACGGCCACAUUGACAGAGAGCAGCUGUGUCAGGGCAGCGGUACGUGCCUGAUGGAGCUGAAGGUUCUGGUAGAAAACCCUUUGGAAGUUCAUUAUGUGGUUGUAGAAGUCACUGACGUCAAUGAUCACGUUCCCACUUUUCCUAAAGGAAACGAAACUAUAGAAAUAGCAGAACAAACACCGUCUGGAAAAAGAUUCCAGCUUCACCCUGCUAAUGAUCCUGACGCAGGAGUAAACUCUAUUCGAACCUACACGUUGUCUGCUAACGGACAUUUUGACAUCAAUAUCCGCGAAACUGAUGAAGUGACCUCUUUGUCAAACACAGUGUCUGAAAACUCCAAACCAGGGACAGUAGUUUCUCUCAUCCGCGUCAAAGACAAAGACUCUGGAGUGAAUGGUAAAAUCAUCGCUCACAUCACAAACAACGUGCCUUUUGAGCUCAAACCCUCGUACAAAGAAAACACAUAUUCAGUUGUCACUAAAGACUUCCUGGACAGAGAGAAGGAAGUGACUGACCACAGUCUGUUUGGCUUGGACCGCUACACAGGACAGAUCAGGACACUUCGCUCAUUCACAGAGACAGACGAGGCCCAGCACAAACUCGUCAUACUGGUCAAAGACAAUGGCAACGUGUCGCUCUCAGCUACAGCUACUGUGCUUGUCAAAGUGGUGGAGGCCAGAGAGGCGUCUGCAGCUUCUGACGUGAAGAGCUCCGCUAAAGACGCUGAGGACACUAAUGUGACUUUUUACCUGAUGAUAACUCUGGCCUCGGUCUCAGCUCUGUUCAUUAUCAGUAUCAUUGUGCUGAUUGCAAUGCAGUGCUCCAAGUCCAGCACUGACUACACCUCCAAGUACUUACAGGACACAAACUAUGACGGGACUCUGUGCCACAGCAUCCAGUACAGAUCUGGAGACAAGCGCUACAUGUUAGUGGGACCCAGAAUGAAGCGUAGGCUCCACUAUAGUCCCAGGGAGCCAAGCCAACACACUAGUGCUGCCGGACAGGAGGAGGCCCUCUGA